CGAGAUGCCCCCAAAGUGCCCCGAAGAGGCCUCCGUAUCCAUUUUGGCUCAAGCGGGUUUGGCUCAAGCCAUUCGGGCUCAGACCUACGGUAUUCCCGUCAAAAAGCGUUUCUUCAUGGCUGCGGCGGCGAACCAGGCAGUGACAAACAUGUGCGGGAAGGAAUUCCAACCUCCAGCUCGGGUGGGCAUCGACACGGGUUUGAUGGGCGCUGAUCCCGAGCGCCACGCCAUCGACGAGGCAGAGCUGGCGGAUGAGAAGGAGGAGGCGGAGGACCAAGGCUCGGGUACGUCCGAGGAGGUGCAAGACCAAGGCCGCCACCGCAUGGCACGCGGCCGAGAGCGGCAGGACCGUACCCCUUCCCCGAUGGCGAGGGUCCGCGUCGACGACACCUCCGACAUGAUGCUGGCAGAGUUCAGCGACGUCGGCUGGGAAACCCGGGCCAUGCGCCAACGGCAGGCGCAGAUCACCAUCCGCGUCCGGAGGCUGGUGCGCGCCGAGCAGAACCGCACCGUCACCAUGCUGGAGCGCCGCCUCUGCGGGCUUGUUUUCAAGAACCUCUGCAGACAGCCCUUCGCCAAUCUGCCCCUCGUGGGCGGGGAGUCCGCGGGGCGUAAGCUCACACGCGAGUAGGCGCAAUGCAGAGUCAAGCAGCGACGGCUGUAGCAGCGAGUUAGCGCACGUCCCGCAGGCGUGGGCUCUGUCUAGGUCUGGUUUUCGCUUUGCGCGCGGGUGGCACGUGCGAUUUAUAUUUUUGGUGCCAUUGCCAGUUCAUGUUUAAAUGUCACCGUCAAUUCAGCGGCAGGGGAGCUCAGGCUCUGAACUCCGUGACUCUGGCUCCUCGGGCGGCCUUUUCGCCGACACGUCGUGGGCAUAGUCUCCUGGCCUGGCCAUGGGGGCAGGCCCUGUCGUGGUGUGGCCUGUGUAGCUCUUUCUGUGCAGGCCUCGGCGCCGCCGGUAUUGGGUCGGCGGCAUGUGGCCGGGGCGUGCGCUCACACGCUAGUAGGCGCAAUGCAGAGUCAAGCGGCGACGGCGGCAGCGGCGAGUUGGCGCACGUCCCGCAGACGUGCUGGCGGCCCGCCCCGUGAUCCUCUCUGGGGGCGAGUCGCACCUUGCUAGCACGCUGGAUGGGCUAUUGCCUGUCCCCUUCUCUGUGCACGCUAGGCGCGAUCACUGCGCGGCGUCCGCCAGGGCAGUGCGUUAUCCAUUUCUCCCCCUUCACUCCGUUCACCUCCGCUUUGCGCGUCGUCAUCUGCAGGGUAUGGCUCGACUCCCGCAGAACCAAGCACUGUUUUUUUCCGUGACCUGGACCUGGAAGGGCAGUGAAGAUGGGCGUGACGACCUUGAGCACUCCCACGCUGGAGGAAUCCGAUUGAUUCAGGAAAAAACAAAAAGUGCCCCGAAGAGGCCCCC
Molecule: messenger RNA, 1411 nt
Organism: Prorocentrum cordatum
Lineage: Eukaryota; Dinophyceae; Prorocentrales; Prorocentraceae
Source: the annotation of a GenBank genome assembly